CGGGGGUGGAGGGGGGGGGGGUGGGGCGGCUGAGCGCAGUGGGCCACGGUGGAGCCGCCUCCAGUGAGCAGAGGAGCCGGGAGAUGAUCGUCUGGCCAUCGCACGCUGGUCCGUCGCCCGUGCGCUCUGACUCUGCAGCAACAUGAGCUCCUCCUCAGCCGACCUGCACGGCAAACGACUGCCCUCCGAGACGGAGCGCGGCCAGAGGCUGCCAGAUGUGGACGUGGCGCAGCAGCUCAAGCUGAGGGAACGACAGCGCUUCUUCGAGGAGGUCUUCCAGCACGACGUGGACGUUUACCUGUCGUCCGCUCAUCUUUGCAUCAGAGACUACAAGAGGCCCCCCAUUGGCAGCAUCUCGUCUAUGGAGGUGAACGUGGACCUGCUGGACCAGAUGGAGCUGAUCGACAUCUCGGACCAGGACGCGUUGGACGUCUUCUUCAGUUCUGGAGAGGAGGGGGUGCUGACGUCGCCGCUGACGGGCAAAGGAAACAACAACAACAGCAGCGGCCUCUUUCGACACGUCCUGGAGGGUCUGGAGGCCAAGUCCCGCACGUCCUCCGCAUCUUCUCACUCCUCCUUGGACAGCCAGACCGCCAACGGAGGCCACACCCCCGUGGCCGGGUCCGAUGACGACGAGACACACACCAGCACAGCCAGGAGGAGAGCGGCGCCUCCAGAGAGGGAGCCGCAGCCGCAGACGCAGCCGCAGACGCAGACGCAGACGCAGACGCAGUCGCAGUCGCAGACGAAGCCGCAGACGCAGACGCAAACGAAGCCGCAGACGCAGAUGCAGCCGAGUCUGACGGCAGGACAGUAGCAGCAACAGAGGCCUCUCCUCUGCGACUGCCUCCCCCCGUCGUAGGACUGCUCACGUUUAGCCUGUAGCUGUUGGACACAGAGAACUGAACUUUUCCUUCAAACUCUCAUCUGGUGUCACUCCUGUUUCGGCAUGUUUUAGAGAACGUGAUGUGUUCCCCUCUUUUUGACCUCACAGGAUCAUUGACUGAUAACUCUGGUGCAGCGAUAACAUUAACAUAUUAGCAUAUUUAGCGAUAGCAAAACAGAUGAAGAGUGAUACUUAUAGUAAUCAAGUCAAAAUGAGAUUUCUAAACCAAUUGAAGCUUAUUUUCCAAACAAUGCAAAUCUUUGUUGUUAACUCACUGAACAUGUUUCCUUGUUUACCAAUAAAAGACCAGAAGACG
This is a messenger RNA of Betta splendens (Siamese fighting fish), 1202 nucleotides long. RefSeq names its product dysbindin-like. Lineage: Eukaryota; Metazoa; Chordata; Actinopteri; Anabantiformes; Osphronemidae. The coding region runs from base 143 to 817 and encodes 224 amino acids. The record is from RefSeq and is a predicted model, not a curated record. The transcript has 4 exons. Gene Ontology annotation, cellular component: cytoplasm. Gene Ontology annotation, biological process: negative regulation of protein kinase activity.